Pelobates cultripes (western spadefoot toad) is the source of this 4686-nucleotide messenger RNA. The record is from the annotation of a GenBank genome assembly. Lineage: Eukaryota; Metazoa; Chordata; Amphibia; Anura; Pelobatidae.
AUGCGUGAACCCGGUCGACCUAGGAUCACGUAAGUGCCUGUGCCGUUAUUGCGGCGGGCCGUGGUAACUUAUGGUUUGUAACCGGACGCAGCCAACUGAAGCCCCCCGUUACUACCAGUCGGAUUUCGGAAUCAGGCAACCGAAAACCGGAUGAUCAUGAUCUGCUAGGACUAGGUAAGCUUUCCACGAGGUGCAGGUAAGUAAAUGAAGAUUUGCUCGGACCGGAAGUGACGACAACUCACCAGACCUAAGACGGUAGUGAGGGAAGGGCUGGUGCUCCAGCAAAGAAAGAGGAAAUUAUGCAUGGGGAGGGGAGUUUUAUAGUACCUUACUUUUUUCUGAUUGGUUGUUUUUUCUGUGCUGCUGUGGAGUUCUAGUAAAGAGAGACUUAAGCAAAUAUGAAGCCUCCUGUCAUGUUAUAAAAUUAAAGGGACGCUCCAGACAGUAACACUACUGUGUUUUAUGGCAUUGCAUUAGCUGUAUUUAUGCAUACAAAAUUGGAUUUUGUUUUUGCUAAAAAAAAGUCAGUGAACUUUUUAAUUUAUUUUAAUGGAAGUUGCAAAAUCUAAAAUUCUAAGAGGUAUGAAGUGUGUCCUCUUCAUAAUCCCUUUUGUGCAGAUAACACUACAGACUUGUACCACAGUACUACCAGUAGAGGGCAGCAUAAUACUUCAUCCAAUGCUACAUAUUCUGCAACUCUUCAACCAGCCACAUCCAUUAGCCAAGGUCAGUUGGCAUUAUGUUUUAUAAAUACCUUUAAGAAGAUUUAACACUUAAUCACCACUAUUUCUGAACUGGUUUCUAUGUCUUGCUCUAUUCUAUACAGAUACCAACCUGAGCAAAAAUAGUCACUCAGAUGGCAUGUGGGGAGAUAGCUAUGUGUACAGUAGUGUAUCUCCAGGUGUUCAUGCUACCAAAAAAGGUUGGUAGAAAAUUAAAGGGACACUCCAGACAGUAACACAACAGCAAUUUUAUGGCAUUUUAUUAACUAGAUAUUUACAUAAUUAAAUUUAAAUAGUUUAUGCAAGAAAAAAAAAGAUACUCUAUUUAAUGAACGCUGCAAAAUAUGAAUUUCUAAGAGGUAGGAAAUGCGUUUCCUUCAUAAUCCCUUUCGUGUAGACAAUACUACAGACUUAUACCACAGUACUACCAGUAGAGGGUAGCAUAAUACUUCAUCCAAUGCCACAUAUUUCCCAACACUGCAACCAGACACAAAUAACCACUAGAGUUGAGCGAACCCGAACUGAAAAGUUUGGGUUCGUAUCGAACAUUACGUGUUUUGGACCCCCGACCCGAACACGGACAUAUCACUGUAUGUUCAGGUUGGAGUUCGGUUGGAGGGCAGCCAAUCAACAAGCGUUUGACUCGUGUGCCCUUAGAAGCCAUCACAGCCAUGCCUACUAAUGGCAUGGCUGUGAUUGGCCAGUGCAGCAAGCGACCCAGCCUCUAUAGAAGCUGGUCACUUAGUAUUAGUAAAUUAUGCCCCUACUCGCUAUACCGACAGUAGGGGCAUGUCUAUUAAAGAGUGAGCAGCCUUUGGCUGCUCACUGUUAAAAAAACAAUAAAAAAAAUAUUCCCCCCCGAGCCCCCACCCGAGUGGGGGCUUUUAAACUAAAGGGGGUCCUAUUGCCCCCCCAUCCCCCACCCCUUGAGCGGUGGGUGGGGGCCCUAAAUACAAAUAAGGACCAACUGUUCUCCCCCCGGCCCCCACCCCCCGGCCCCCACCCCUGAGUGGUGGGUGGGGGUCCUAAAUAACAAUAAGGGGGGACCUACUGUACUCCCCCCGGCCCCCACCCCUGUGCGGCGGGUGGGGGCCCUAAAUAACAAUAAGGGGGGACCUAUUGUCCUCCCCCUAACCCCCAUCCCUGAGUGGUGGGUGGGGGUAAUAAAUAAAAAUUGGGGGGGGACCUAAUGUCCUCCCCCCGGCCUCAACCCCGGUGCCGCGUGUGUGGGCCCUAAAUAACAAUAAGAGGGGGACCUACUAUCCUCCCCCCUGACCCCCACCCCUGAGCAGUGGGUGGGGGCCAUAAAUAAAAAAUGGGGGGGACGUAAUGUCCUCCCCCCGGCCCCCACCCCUGAGCGGUGGUUGGGGGCCAUAAAUAAAAAUUGGGGGGACAGCUAAUGUCCGGCCCCCGGCCCCUACCCUUGCGCGGUGGGUGGGGGCUCUAAAUAACAAUAAUGGGGGGGGACCUAAGGUCCUCCCCCCUGUCCCCCACCCCUGAGCGGUGGGUGGGGGCCAUAAAUAACAAUAGGGGGGGACCUAAUGUCCUCCCCCACGGCCCCCACCACUGAGCAGUGGGUGGGGACCCUAAAUAAAAAUCCCCCCCCCAGGUGACUAGGGGUCCCCAAACCCCUAGUCACCCACCUCCCCCCCCAAAAAAUAACCCCUACCUACCCCCCUCACCCUAAAAAUAAUGAGGGGAGGGCAUUAACUAAGUACCUGUUAAAAAAGAUAAAAUAAAACUUACCAUUUGAUGUUUUCUUUCUUCUAAAAUCUUCUUUUUUCAGCCCCAAAAAAGGCCAAAUCAAAAUCCAUAAUAACCGACGAGUGCUUCUUCACCCAUGGAGGGCUCCGUGCAGACUGAGCUCUGCAGGGCGGGGGAAGGCUUAUAAAGCCUUCCCCCGCCCUGCAAUUAGGCUCAGAGCACUCUGAGUAGCAGGUUUAAGCCAUCCAAUCAGAGUGCUCUGACAGGUAAAGGAAGAGACUGACAGGUAAUUCUCUACAUUUACUUGUCACAGCACUCUGAUUGGUUGGCUUGAAAUCCACCAAUCAGAGUGCUCUGUGUCAUUUUACACAGCGUGGGAAAGUUCUUUGUAAUUUUCCCACGCUGUGUAAAAUGACACAGAGCACUCUGAUUGGUGGAUAAAGUAACCAAUCAGAGUGUUCUGUGUCAUUUUACACAGCGUAGGAAAGUUCUUUGGAACUUUCCCACGCUGUGUAAAAUGACACAGAGCACUCUGAUUGGCUGGAUUUCAAGCUAACCAGAGGCCUCUGUGUCAUUUUACACAGCGUGGGAAAAUUCAAAGAACUUUCCCACGCUGUGUAAAAUGACACAGAGCACUCUGAUUGGUGGAUUUCAAGCCAAGGGGGGGGUUAGGUAGGGGUUAGGUUUUUUAGGGAGGGGGGUGACUAGGGGUUUGGGGGCCCCUAGUCACCUGGAGGGGGAUUUUUAUUUAUGGCCCCCACCCACCGCUCAGGGGUGGGGGCCGGGGGGGAGGACCUUAGGUCCCCCCUCUUAUUUUUAUUUAGAGCCCCACCCACAGCGCAGGGGUGGGGGCAGGGGGGAGGACAGUAGGUCCCCCCAUUAUUGUUAUUUAGGGCCCCACCCGCCGUGCAGGGAUGGGGGCCGGGGGGGAGGACAGUAGGUGGAGGACCCCUUAUUGUUAUUUAGGGCCCCCACCCCUGUGCGACAGCACUGGCUGCUCACUGUUUACCAGACACGUCCCUACUCGCGGUAUAGCAAGUAGGGGCUGAAUUUAAUAAUACUAAGUAAUCUUUACUUAGUAUUAGUAAAUGUGGCUGAAAGACCAAUUUAGGUGACCAAUUUAGGUACCGUGGGAAUUAGGGAGUUAUCUACUAAGCUUAUGUUAUGCUAUUUUUAAGUGAUUUCCCUAUCCACAUUUGUUUGCAGGGCACUUGUCCUACUCUUACCCCCAUUUUACUUAACUUUGCAGCCCUCUAGCCCUUUCCAGGAGUUUUUUAGAGCCAUUUUUGUGGCCAAAAGUUCGGGUCCCCAUUGACUUCAAUGGGGUUGGGGUUGGGGUUCGGGGUCAAGUUCGAGCCCGAACCCGGACUUUUUUUCAAAGUUUGGCCGAACCUGCCGGACCCCAGCAUCCAGGUGUCCGUUCAACUCUAAUAAUCACCAGUCAAUGUUAGUUGGCAUUUUGUUUUAUGAGUAAUAGAGGUGGUUUGAGACAAAAUUUCCAUAUUAGAAAUAUUUUUAUGCAUGCAAUCUUUUUGUAAAAGAUGUGCUUGUCAUCAGUUUUUACAUUUAACAUUUCAGUUAGAUCUUAUUCUUUAAAAUAUGGAUAUUUGAGUCUGGUUAAUAAUAAUAAUGCAGUGUAUACCACCAUCUGCUUCAGGCUGUAUUCACUAGUUAGCGACCAAUAUGCAAAUGGUUUUUUUUUGUGCUGAUUUCAGCUUAGGAGAGGCUGAGCAAGAAUGCAUGACUGUUACAUUUCCCUCUUUUUAUAAUAUUGAAAAGCGCUGCUGAAUAAGUUGGUGCUAUAAAAAAUAAAUAAUAAUAUGUAUACAAUUAAAGAACUAUUAGGGCACUGUGAGUUGCUUUUUUUCCUUGUGUGUCCUCUUCAUAAUCCCUUUCGUGCAGAUAACACUACAGACUUGUACCACAGUACUACCAGUAGAGGGCAGCAUAACACUACAGACUUGUACCACAGUACUACCAGUAGAGGGCAGCAUAAUACUUCAUCCCAUGCCACAUAUUCUACAACAUUUCAACCAGCCACAUCCACUAGCCAAGGUCAGUUGAUAUUUUGUUUUUUGACUACUUUUAAGUAGAUUUAACACUUCAUCUUCACUAUUUUGUUAGCUAAUUUCUACUUCUUGCUCUAUUCUGUACAGAUACCACCCUGAGCAAAAAUAGCCACUCAGGUGUCAUGUGGGGAGAUAGCCACGUGUACAGUAGUGUAUCUCCAAGUGUUCAUACUACCAAAAAAGGUUGGUAG